Aspergillus sclerotioniger CBS 115572 is the source of this 1050-nucleotide messenger RNA. RefSeq lists its product as uncharacterized. The record is from RefSeq and is a predicted model, not a curated record. NCBI's taxonomy places the organism in Eukaryota, Fungi, Ascomycota, Eurotiomycetes, Eurotiales, Aspergillaceae. The transcript is spliced from 3 exons. The coding region runs from base 1 to 1050 and encodes 349 amino acids.
AUGUCUGAAGUCAGCAAUCCGAUCUCCAAGCUCGAGUCUUAUAUAUCGCGCCUCCUGGAUGAGGCAGGAAUCCCUAACUGCAUAUGGGGUGAACGAGUCUUGAACAUCCUCGGAACAUCCGUAUUUGAUUGCCCUAUUUAUUUCGGUGGGUCAAAAUGUUCAGUGGAUCAACCAUUCACUGGUCACCGACGGUUCCUCCUUUGGGUGAUCCCAGAUCGCUAUAUCGACCAAGCUGCCCAAAUACUGGACAAGGCCAAGUUAUCGCGCGAUGGAGAUAAUCGUGCCGGAUGGUCUAUGGGCGACUAUGUCUAUCUCCCCCCAUCGCAACUGAACGUCAAGCAGACAAUUCACCUGUUUCGAAAGUCUCGCAUUAGCUGGACUUUCCCCGAUCCUCCGGUUGGACGUCUUGGGUGGGAAGACUCCUACUUCUACUGCCUCACCUCGGAUCAGAAAUUUCGACAUGAGACUAUCCAACUCUCGGAUCGGCCCUCGGAGAAGGAUUGGCCAGUGAAAAUGCCAGGACCAGAACCAUUUUUUGAGGCAUUGGUGUCACUAUGUGUUCGAGAGUAUGAAGCACCACUCACGCAGUCCUUCUGGCAAAAGGCAGCCCAUCGUUUGGUUCGGGACGUCCUACACCGGCAAAACCGCCCUUAUAUGAGAAUCGAUAACAUCUUGUCUCCUUUCCACUUUUACGAUGCAGAGUUGAGCCGAGCGAUUACUCAGAAUGCUAAGGAUCGCUGGCUAUACGAUAUAUAUAGGGCUAUGAAAAGGCUGAAUGAACUCCCACGCCCGGAGAGAGGUCUGCUGAGUGGCUACAGACGAUCCGAAUGCAUGCAGGAAACACGCCCCAGGAUGGAUACUGGCCUUGAUCAUCUCCAAAAUGACUGUUCGGAACUCCAGGACAGCCGGGAUUGGUGUAAGAGACGAGCAGAAGAUAUUAAGCAUGACAUUGCCCGAGGAAUCACCGAACUCCGGAAGCAACUUUGGAACCUGCGUCCUCUGCCGCACAUCAGGCUUGGAGCUAUUACUGGCGACGGUUCUAGACUGUGA